Messenger RNA from Striga asiatica, 768 nucleotides. The record is from the annotation of a GenBank genome assembly. NCBI's taxonomy places the organism in Eukaryota, Viridiplantae, Streptophyta, Magnoliopsida, Lamiales, Orobanchaceae.
AUGGAAGAGCAGGUGUGCAGGCAGAGCAGCAGCAGCAGCAGUCGUUGGAGCCCAACAAGCGAGCAGAUAAGGAUCCUCAAAGAGCUUUACUACAACAAUGGUGUACGUUCACCCAGCGCAGACCAGAUUCAGAGGAUCUCAGCCAAGCUCCGCCACUAUGGAAAGAUCGAGGGCAAAAACGUCUUUUACUGGUUUCAGAACCACAAGGCUCGUGAGCGCCAGAAGAAGCGCUUCACCGCCACCCAACACUCACACCCACACCCAUCAACCCUUCUCUACACCACUAACCCACCUCUCAAUUUCCCUUCUUCCUCUUCUCCAGCUUUCCUCACUCGACCAAAUUAUGGUUAUGGCGACACCUUCCGGGAAUGUACAAUCAACCAAAGCAACAGUGCAAAUAUGGGGGGCGGCGGCGGCGGCGGCGGCGGCAACUUUAAAUGGAUAGGUCAUACUCAUCAUGUUGAUCCCUACUCCACUUCGGCCUAUCCUUUUCUCGAGGACCCUAAACGAUAUUACACAAAUACCCCUCAAACCCUAGAACAUCAUGAUGAUGAAGAAGAUGAGGAGAGAGAAACCCUUCCCCUCUUCCCAAUGCACGGCGACAUCAAGCACUCCCACUCCCACUCCCAGGAGAUUAAUUAUGAUUAUAACAAUAAUUAUAAUUACUUGAGUGCUGCAGGGUGGCACCACCAUCAGCGCCGCCCGGAAGAUUCCAUUGCCGCCUCAAGGACUUCGCUCGAGCUCACCCUCAACUCCUACACCUCUUAA